Messenger RNA from Protomyces lactucae-debilis, 439 nucleotides. RefSeq lists its product as uncharacterized. Gene Ontology annotation, molecular function: ATPase activator activity. Gene Ontology annotation, cellular component: PAM complex, Tim23 associated import motor. Bases 64 to 399 code for a protein of 111 amino acids. Gene Ontology annotation, biological process: protein import into mitochondrial matrix. The transcript is spliced from 4 exons. The record is from RefSeq and is a predicted model, not a curated record. NCBI's taxonomy places the organism in Eukaryota, Fungi, Ascomycota, Taphrinomycetes, Taphrinales, Protomycetaceae.
CAACUUUACCAGCGACACUUCUACGUCCACUUCUACUCAUUAUCUCUGCUUGCUCCUUGAAGAAUGGCCUCCGUUAUUGCAGCAGGACUCGGUGUCGCUGUCGCUGCAACAGCCGGCAAGAUUGGUAUCCGUGCAUGGCAGAAGUAUACCAUGCAAAAAGGCGGCGGUGCAGCGAUGGCGUUCUAUAAAGGCGGGUUUGCGCCCAAGAUGGACAGACUCGAGGCGUCGCGUAUCCUCGGCAUCAAUGAAAAGGCCUCCAUCACAUCCAAGAAGCUCAAGGAAGCGCAUCGCAGGAUCAUGGUCAUCAACCAUCCAGACCGCGGCGGCAGUCCCUACGUUGCGAGUAAGAUCAAUGAAGCCAAGGAUGUCAUUGAAAAGUCUGGUGCUAUACGCAAUUGAUACACAUCAUGUAUAAUCCCCAUUCCACUUGCAUGUCCCC